CUAAUCGGAAUCGAUCGCCUCACUCUCUGCCCUCUCUUCUCCUUGCUCCUUGCUCCUUCCGACAUCCCCGAUCCCAUGGCCUCCACCAGGCCGUCCUCCCAUCGCUACGCCUCCGUCGACUCUCGCUCCUCCUCCGACCCUCCCUCCCCUUCCUCCGACCGCAGGAACCCUACCAAGAACCUCUCCUCCCUGCGACGCCUCGUCGCUAAGUCCAGCGGCCGUCAAGCUGCCUCCGAACCCGUCGCCGCCGCCCCCACGGUGAACAACUCCUCCCGGGCCCUCGUCGAUCCGCGGGAUGCCAAGACCGGGCAUAACUUCGGGAGCAUGGUGAGGAAGCUCAUGGAGAAGCGGUCCAAUCCGAAGCCGGGAUCGGCGGGUCGCGCUGCUUUGGUCGUGCCAUCUGAUCCGAUAGCGGAGGACCUGAAGAAGGGCGCCAAGGGGUCUCAUUUCUCGGCCUUGUCGAGGAAACUGUUCCAGAAGGGCGGAACGGCAGAGCGGACGACGGUGAAGGCGCUGAUGGAGACCAAAACGAACGCUCGGACGCUGGCGAUGGUGCUUCGUAGCGAGAGGGAGCUUCUCACUCAAAAUAAGGAGUACGAGGCAGAGAUUUCAGAGCUGCGGUUGCUGAUCGAGGAGAAGAAUCAAAAAAUUGAAAAAUUGAAGGAUCUAUGUCUGAAGCAGAGAGAGGAGAUAAAAGCACUGAAGGAUGCCAUACUAUUUCCGGACGUUAUGAAUUCACAGCUGCAGCAGCUGCUGGAGAAGCAAGGCUUUGAACUGAAACAGGCAAAUCAAGUCAUCCCAACCCUCCAAAAGCAGGUCACUUCUCUCACUGGACAGCUCCAGUGCCUUGCAGAGGAUCUCGCUGAGGUAAAAGCGGAUAAAUAUUCUGCUAUGUCAUUCCUUGACGGACAUAUCAGCUCUCCAACAACACCGGUUCUCGAUCGGGAGGCUGCUAAUCCUUUGGAAUAUAGCUCCGGAGAUCCUUUGGCUUCUGAAUGCGGUAGUCCGGAUGAAAUGUUUCUCAAGGAUUUAAAUCCUUGUUUGACUCCAUGCUUCUCAAAAACCAAGUCCCAGGAAAACAAUGAAUUGGUUUAUGGCUCGCCAAACCAAGACAGAUUAUUUCAACUUAAACCACGAUCGAGCCCGAGUAUGUUAUGUGGUUCGCAUGGUGGAAAAUUGUCGAGGAGUUCAGAACAUCGUCACAGGCCCAGCUUAGGCAGCAACACUGCACAAAAGGUUUACAAGUCAGAUGAGAACAAGCAUCCCACUGUUAAACCAAGAUACCAAACUCAUCUCUGAAUUGGAUGGUUAUCUCCCACUCUCUUGGGUAAUUUUUCUCAGGACUUGUACUUACGAGUUUGAUGCAAUGCUGUUGUACUACUUGUGUAUGUUCGUCUUGACUAUUACUCAAAUUACUGUACUCGUUUUGCUCAUCAUGAGAUUAUACUGUUCGGAAGGUGGGGUGUGACAAGAAUCAGAUCUGCUCCAAACUAAUUCAUAUGUGACAGGAAAAGGUAGGAUGUGAUAGCAGAAUGAUGGAAUCAAAUAGAUCGAUAGUCACCUCACACUAAAGCUUUUCCUGUAGAUCCGAACUGAUCCAUAUGUGCCAGCAAAUGCUUGCGAGUUUGAGUUUGAUUGCGAUCAGAAUCAAAUACCAUUUAGUGUCUUAUAUAUGUGGUCAUCACUUAGAAUAUUACUGUUACUUGUCUCUCUUUUCUUCCAGGAUUCUGCAGUGCCAAAUGCUGAGGAUCAUAAUUACGUAAAGAAAUGACAUAGCCAGAUACACCCAGAAGUCUAAGAUUUUA
Messenger RNA from Musa acuminata AAA Group (dessert banana), 1805 nucleotides. RefSeq lists its product as uncharacterized. The record is from RefSeq and is a predicted model, not a curated record. NCBI's taxonomy places the organism in Eukaryota, Viridiplantae, Streptophyta, Magnoliopsida, Zingiberales, Musaceae. Bases 76 to 1299 code for a protein of 407 amino acids. The transcript has 5 exons.